Callorhinchus milii (elephant shark) is the source of this 4365-nucleotide messenger RNA. RefSeq names its product ST14 transmembrane serine protease matriptase a (gene st14a). Gene Ontology annotation, biological process: proteolysis; acrosome reaction. Gene Ontology annotation, cellular component: membrane. Gene Ontology annotation, molecular function: protein binding; serine-type endopeptidase activity. The record is from RefSeq and is a predicted model, not a curated record. Lineage: Eukaryota; Metazoa; Chordata; Chondrichthyes; Chimaeriformes; Callorhinchidae. The transcript has 19 exons. Bases 116 to 2623 code for a protein of 835 amino acids.
ACACACACAGAGGGAGAGAGAGACACACAGAGAAACACAGAGAAAAGAAGAGGAAAACUCAGAUCAGGGACUGGAGCUCAAGUUGCGUCCAUCAGCUUCACGUCCAUUCGCCACAAUGCUCGGAUCCAGAGCGACAUUCGACACCAAGAGUGAUGAGGUGAAUGGCCUGGCCGAACAAGUGGAGUUCCUGCCAGCGAGUAACCAAAAGAAGCUGGAGAAGGAUGGACCCAAGAGGAUGUUGUUGAUUGUGGGAGCCGUGAUUACUGUGAUUCUGUUGGUCGUGCUCAUCCCGGUACUUGUUUGGCAUUUCCAUUUUCGACCAGAUACGCGAAUCCAGAUGCUGUAUUCCGGGUCCAUCAACAUUACCAACAGGUCCUUCGCUGAAGACUUGGAAAACCCGGAUUCGGAAGAGUUCAUUGCUCUCGAGCACAUCGUUCAGAAGAUGCUUCAAGACAUCUUCCUGAAUAUGCCUAACGUGGGUCAGUUCUAUGUGAAUUGCACAGUCACUGCCUUCAGUGAGGGCACCCCUCUCUAUGCCUAUUACUGGGCAGAGUUUAAGGUGCCCCCUGAGCACCGUGACGCCCUGGACAUCGCUCUGUCCCACAAAGCGUCGCUGGCGAGAAGAUGGAAGCACCUGCAAAAGGAAAACGUGCCUCAAAUCGUUGAAUUCACGGCUGCCACUGCGGACCGUCGACUGGUGAAACCUCCUCGAGAUCAUCACUGCUCGUUCUCGCUGCAUGCAGCCCCCGGGAAGAACGGCACCUUCACAUCGCCCGGGUUCCCCAACAGCCCGUACCCCCCCAACUCCCGCUGCCAGUGGGCCAUCCGAGCCGACCCCGACUACAUCCUGGAACUCACCUUCAUCACCUUCAACUUGGAGAACGAGUGCAGCAACGACUUUGUGUCUGUGUACGAUUCCCUCAGUCCCAUCAAAAACCGGGAGAUCACAGAGCUGUGUGGGACCUACUCACCCACCACUGAGCGGAGGCUGAUCUCCUCCCGGAACGUGCUGCUGGUUAUCCUGAUCACUGACGACGAGGCCAAUUUCCCGGGAUUUAAAGCCGAGUUCAGACAGAUUCGACCCAAAAAGUGCGGAGGGGUUCUGGAGGAAUCUGGCAAAUUUUUCUCCCCCUAUUACCCGGCGUUGUACCCAGCUCGGAGCGACUGCACCUGGACCCUCAAGGUACCCACCUCCAUGCGGGUGAAGUUGGAAUUCAAGGCGUUCCUCCUACAGGAUGCAACUAAGGAAGGCAUGUGUCUGGACUAUGUGGAGGUGAACGGACGGAGGAAGUGUGGUGAGAAGAGAACUUUUGUGGAACUCAGUAACAGUAAAGAAAUGACUGUCAGGUUCCAUUCAGACGAUUCAGACACAGACAGUGGGUUUGAGGCUGAGUUCACACCAUACGAUGCUGGGAAUCCCUGUCCUGACCAAUUUGCCUGCACCAGCGGCCGGUGUAUUGACGAGACUCUCCGGUGUGAUGGCUGGAACGACUGUGGAGACAACUUCGAUGAAAUGCACUGCAAGUGUAAGGAAGACCAGUUCAAGUGUGCCAACGGGCUGUGUAAAUCCAUCUUCUGGCAGUGCGAUGGGAUGAAUGACUGUGAAGACAACAGCGAUGAGAAGAUGUGCGACUGUGACGCCGAUGAAAUGAAAUGUAACAAUGGCCGAUGUUACUCGAAGGCCAUGAAAUGUGACGGCAACGAUGACUGUGAGGACGGCACGGAUGAAGCUGAGUGCGAUGAAGUACUCAAGGUGAUCUGCACCGAUUACACCUACAAGUGUAAGAAUGGCAAGUGCAUCUCGAAGAAGAAUCCAGAAUGUGACGGAGAGAAGGAUUGUGCAGACGGAUCUGAUGAGGUGAACUGCGACUGCGGGAUCCGCCCCUUCAAGCACUCGCGGAUUGUGGGUGGUGUGGAUGCUCAGGUGGGUGAGUGGCCCUGGCAGGUCAGCCUACACAUCAAGCAGUUUGGGCACGUGUGCGGAGCCUCUGUCAUCUCCAACAAUUGGUUGGUCUCAGCCGCUCAUUGCUUCCAAGAUGAAUCGAAAAUAAAGUAUUCGAACCCUGGUAUCUGGAAAGUGUUUCUCGGGCUACACACUCAGUUUAAGGUGGGCACCAUGGUCAAGGAGAGAAAGGUCAAGCGGAUAAUCACUCAUGAAUCCUACAACCAGUACACAUUCAACAACGACAUUGCUCUGUUGGAGCUGGACAGCUCGGUUCCCUUCUCCAGUGUCAUUCGGCCCAUCUGCCUCCCCGACCAAACUCACCGCUUCCCUGUGGGGAAAGCUACCUGGGUGUCAGGCUGGGGAGCUAGGGCGGAAAAUGAUGUAGCGUCGUCAGUUUUACAGAAAGCCGAGCUGAGAAUACUCAACAGCACCACUUGCAAUCGCCUGCUGAGCAGUACAGUGACGUCAAAAAUGAUAUGUGCCGGUUACCUGAGUGGAGGCAUCGAUGCCUGUCAGGGAGACUCUGGAGGGCCCAUGUCCUUUGUGGGGAGCAAGGGGAAGGUUUUCCUGGCUGGAAUCGUCAGCUGGGGAGAUGGAUGUGCAAGGAGAAACAAGCCCGGAGUCUAUACACGCACGACAAAAUUCCGGAAGUGGAUCAAAGACAAAUCUAGCGUUUAACUCCCAGUGUGUGCCAAGCCACCUACAAGAAACAUUGGUCUGACCUUGUGAUGUCAGGAAUUCUCACCUACCCUAAAAACAGACUGAAACAACUGAACUCUGGGAUUAGUUUUAUUGCAUAUCGUCAACCACGUGUUCCAGUUUCUGGACCUGAGAUAUGUUUUCUCACCUUGUAGAUAAUGUUAGUGGCGCCCGCCACACUUUUUACCCCCACCACACCACUCCUCGCGCCCCACCCCCACACACACACAAACACAACACACUCCCAUUGAGUCAAAUCAUCAAAGAGCUCUCAUCUGUGGGACACUUGAUGAGCAGAUGAAUCGUUCGUUCCCACAAGGAUCCUCCGAGCGUUUGCGAGCGAGCGCAGACUGUUGGGAAUAAUCGAUGGAGCGAGUCAGGAUUCCACACCUCCCAGGAAACCGUGCCGUACAUACAAGGAGACCCUGUGUCCUCUGUAGGGAUUGGAGCGACGCUGAGCUGAGGGGAGAAACGUGUCCACAGAUUGGUGACGUGAGGCUGCUUGUUGGUUUGGAUCCGGGUUAGCAUCUCAGCAGUAAUAUCUCUAUUCAAGUCCGUUCCUGCUUCCGUCCGACUCGGAAAGCUUCCCAAAGCUGAACUCACUUCCACUUGAAGCACUUUGAGACGUCUCAACGAUGUGAUAAGUCGCUGAAUCAAAUGCAAGGAGAUCAAUUGGAGCCGGAGACCUGGAGGCUUGGAAUCUUCAGCUUACCUCUCUUCCUUUUUCUGGCUGGUACGGCCUGCGGCCAUCGUCUCCCCCGAUCACCGUGGAAACAGGGAUAUUUGGGGAAGUCGGGAAUGACGGUCACCCGGGACUGGCUUUCCCGUACUUUGGUGAAACGCUCUGGUUCUUGCUCAUGUCCCUGAUUGACUGGCACAGUCGCACCUCAUGUGGAAUCCAACUAUGACUGAAUUCCGACCAGGAACAAUGAGGUCAGGCGGGCAGGAACGUACCAGGGAACAAGGUUGGGAAGAAGGUUGGCAGCCGAUCACGUGGGCGGGAGAGGGACCUGGCUGACUGGUUUGGGGAGUUCCUGGGCAAAAUAAUUAAAACAGGGCGAAGUUCUUGAAAUAGGUAAUUAAGUCCCAAACCUUCAGCUCUGAACAGUGUCCGGGUCAGCUCACUCCCGGAGUGUUUUAGAUUGUUUUUAAAAAGAUGUCUGUGAUCAUCAUACAAGGUUUUGUGGUUAGUGCGUGUGUGUGUGGAUGUGUGUGUGUGAUAGAGGGUGAGUGUGCAACCAAGUGUAUGUAUGAGUAAGUGUAAGUGUGUAAGCGCUCUGGGACGCUACCCUGCGUGAGUGGUGCUAUAUAAAUGCAAGUUGUGGUUAUAAGAUAGGAUAUGAGAGAGAGAGAGAGAAAGUGUGAGUGUGCGAACACACAAGGACACCCGUAGAUGUGAUCAGUGAGUGACGCAGAUCCAUUGAUGUUGCAACUUCUUAAAUAUCCCACGACAAGCGUUCUGCGACCUCCUGCCAAGGUUCACAAACUAAAAAAAAGUUGUCUUAUCUUUCCCCUUUUUUGGGCUGCAAUGAAUUUGAGCUUCAUGUGAAACCAAUCAACCACGAUUCCUCUCGUUAUCCCAAAUGCCCUUCGUCACACGUGUCCAUCACAUGGUUUUAAUGGCUUAUUGAUCGCGGUUAUAUACUUGGGGUUUAUUUCUUUAUUCAGAAGUGUGUGCUUGUGUUUUUUAAGUACAAAUAAAUGUUCUUGAAUUGUCUUAA